UCUCGUGAUAACCGUGAUACUUCUCGAGUGGGCUAUCGAUGUGAUGGUUGUUUUUACGAGCUAGGAUUUGAAAUAAUUAAAAUCUGAAAACUCAUACCCGGUCUCGGCCGUGCCAUGUCGGUGUACUACACCGCGUUGGUCGUUUUUCGAGCAUUUACAUCGGUUCUUAUGCACGAUGGUUACGUACAUCCCGACGAAUUUUUUCAAACGACCGAAAUCAUCACUGGUGAUUUGUUUGGAGUAGUACAUGAUCGUCCUUGGGAAUUUAAUAAAGAUGCUCCAGUAAGAAGUAUAGGUUUAUUAUAUGGCAUCUUCGGCAUGCCGUUAUAUAUAGCCAAGUGGAUUUUUAAAUUGUAUAAUAUUCCAUGGAAUCCUUUUACGUUGUUAGUUGUUUUUCGAUUAGUCACUUGUGCAAUAUCAUUUAUAACUGAUUAUUCUUUAUAUAAGAUCUGUAAAAUACUCAAACUUAAGCCUAAUCGAUAUUUAUUACUUCUUUCAAGUUCGUAUGUUAUAAUUGUUUUUGGUACCAAGACUUUUACUAACUCUGUGGAGUUGGCUCUGGUAUCUCUUUUGUUAUGGAAAGUCAUUGACUGCAUGGUUUUUUCUGAACAAGUUUUAGCCACUCAAAAUGAAAUCCAAAACACUUAUGGGCAUAGUACAUCAAUAACUGAUAAAGUAAUUAUGAGCCGUAAGCUGCGUCAAUUACCUAGUCAUCAUUUUCGUCAUUGUUUAGAAAUCGGUACCAUUUUAGCUGCUGGCACCUUCAACAGACCAACAUUUGUAUUGUAUGCUAUUACUCCUAUAUUUUAUUGGAUAUCUAGAGGAUUUUCAAAAAACUAUAAUCAAUUUUUAAGAAUCUUUAAUUUACGGUUUUUAGUAAUAUUUCUCAGUAUCAUACCAGGAAUGUUUGUAUUCAUAAUGGUCGAUUCAUUUUACUUUGAGCAUGUAACAGACAAUGAAUUAAAUUUAGUAGUAACACCUUUAAACUUUAUCAAAUACAAUUUAAAUUCUUCAAACUUGGCAGAACACGGUAUUCAUUUUCGAGGAACCCAUUCAAUUAUAAAUGUUCCUCUACUUUUCAAUGUUAUGGCUCUAUUAUUUGUAAAACGUCUACAAUUGAUAAAUUUAAUGAAAAUCAUUAAGAAUCACCAUUACCACUUAUUACCAAAUAUUCACGAAGUGAACACUUUGAUGAUGGCCAAUGUAAUCAUUCCAUUGUUUUUGUUAUCUGUUUUUCCUCAUCAAGAACCUAGAUUUCUUUUACCACUUUUAUUACCUAUUGUAUUUACUACUUCCAAAUAUUUUUCUAGUCAUUACAUCAAGGGUAGUCCCCGCAUUCUACCUAUUUGGAUUUGUUCCAACCUAAUUGGACUCAUAUUCUAUGGUUACCUGCACCAAGCUGGUGUCCUUCCGAUGAUCUCAUACAUAUUUAAAGAUAUUAAAAAUGUCUCUGAUGUCCAUAUUAUUCAUAGUCAUAUAUAUUCUGUUCCUAUUGGAUUAUUAAUGGUUCCUCAAUUAAAUGAAAGUAAACCAUACAUGAAUUAUCAACACAUCAAAGUUUACAAUCUUGGUUCUUCAUUGGAUCCGGAUAUGUUGUGUGAUACUGUGAAAAAUAUUAGUAAAACUAUUGACUACAAAAAUAGACAUGUAGCUUAUAUUGCCAUGUCUGGUCCAUUAAACCAGCACUUUGAGUUAAUUGGUAAAGUGUCAAAUCUUACAUAUACAAAACAAAUAUUUUUCCCUCAUUUGUCAAUGGAAUCAUUGCAUUUUACAUCCAUAACAAAUGCAUUUGUUGAUAAAAAUUAUGCAUACUUUAUUAAAUGGAAGGAAUUGUUUGACAUAUUUUCCCUUAUACUUUACAAGAUUACAAUAACGACUGAAUAACAUAAUAUCUUAUUAUUAAUUUUAAAUUAUUAUUUAUACAUU
Sipha flava (yellow sugarcane aphid) is the source of this 1926-nucleotide messenger RNA. RefSeq names its product GPI mannosyltransferase 4 (gene PIG-Z). The record is from RefSeq and is a predicted model, not a curated record. Lineage: Eukaryota; Metazoa; Arthropoda; Insecta; Hemiptera; Aphididae. Gene Ontology annotation, cellular component: endoplasmic reticulum membrane. Bases 115 to 1884 code for a protein of 589 amino acids. Gene Ontology annotation, molecular function: alpha-1,2-mannosyltransferase activity. The transcript is spliced from 6 exons. Gene Ontology annotation, biological process: GPI anchor biosynthetic process.